This is a messenger RNA of Ceratitis capitata (Mediterranean fruit fly), 2235 nucleotides long. Its product is annotated as platelet glycoprotein V. The record is from RefSeq and is a predicted model, not a curated record. NCBI's taxonomy places the organism in Eukaryota, Metazoa, Arthropoda, Insecta, Diptera, Tephritidae. Gene Ontology annotation, cellular component: extracellular matrix. Bases 442 to 2145 code for a protein of 567 amino acids. The transcript has a single exon. Gene Ontology annotation, molecular function: protein binding.
UACAUGUGAAUUGUCCACAAUCUUGUUUGCUCUCCAGCUUCAUUCUCUUCAAUAAGUGAGUAAUGGCUGGGGGAUAAACUCAGUAUUGCUCAAAAGUCAAAGCAUAGAAUGAAGUGUUUCUUAUCACAAAAGCUUCUGUGCUGCUCAUUACGCCGCUGAUAAGAAGACGUACACACAGCUGAGAUCACGACUUAAAUGUAAACAAAUCGCUUUUGUAUUCUCUAAAAAUUCAAUUCAAGCCGUCUUGUGAGUGGAGAAGCUACUAAAUUCAAUCAUUUGAUUAUACAUUUGAAAUUGAUCUAGAGCAGCAAAGUUUUACGAUUAAUAAGGCAAAUUUUGUGAAAAUAUUUCAAACAAAAAUAAAAAAAAUUACAUCCCAUAAUAUUUGUUAUAUAAUUUGCAAAAAAAAAACAGUGGCGAUUUAGCGAUUUAGUUACAAAAAUGUGUCAACUUCACCAAGCAAUCCUCAGCGCGUUCAUCGCUCUGCAAUUUGUUGUCUGGCCCAGCGCCCAGGCGUACACACUGAACCUCACCGAGCAUUGUGACAACCAUCAAAUCUACUAUUGCACACUGUCCAACAUAACUGUCACUCUACAAGAUCCACUGAUCGUACCAAAGACUACAGGACUACAACUCUCGGAACUUAUACUACGCGAUUCGAUAAUACCACGCAUACCGAGAGCACUCCUUGCAGAAGCGCCCACACUACGCUCAUUCACCAUGCAUAAUUGUGAGCUCAAACGACUGACAGUCUUCGAUUACCCCUCCGGCCUGCCGUUGCGUGCUCUAGUGCUGCAAAGGAAUCGCAUCAGCGAUGUGCCCGAGAAAGCUUUCGUGUCACUGUAUGAACUUGAAAAUUUACAACUCGGGCACAAUAUGAUUUUUAUGGUGCACAAGAAUGCAUUUGACGGCUUGGAGAAGCUGCGCUAUCUGGACUUACAACAAAACGAUAUACGCGAGCUGCCCGCUACAUUGUUUGAUGAGCUCAUCAAUUUGGAGCAUAUAGAUUUGAGCUCGAACAAUAUUGAGAAAAUCGAUGCGUUGACAUUUGCGCACAAUGUAAAGCUGCAAACACUGUUGUUGGGCGAUAAUAGAUUCUCCGUCUUCGAGUCGAAUGCUUUGGCUCACUUGCCGCACUUGCAUCUACUCGACAUCAGCAGCAGUGCUAAUGUGGAUGCGUUGCGUUUGCAGUCGGUCGAUACACUUUUGGUGCAGGGUAGCACGUUGCAAAGUAUCCUUAUCGAGGGAUCUGUCAUUAAGGUGCACGCGGGCAACAAUUUACUUAACUCCUUGAAGAUAGACGAUAAACUCAGCGUGCGAGAACUGGAUUUACAUGGCAAUCGUCUGGAGACGCUGGAGUGUGCGAUGGGUCUGUUGAAUUUGCAACGUCUGGAUGUGUCACGCAAUCAGCUGCGCACACUGAGCACCUCCAAUUCACCGCUCUACUUGCCGCUGCCGAAUUUGGUGCAUUUGAAUUUGGCCACGAAUAAGCUACAGAAUCUAACUUUGGAGAAUUUCCUAAUGCUACAGAAACUAACACAUCUCGAUUUGGCUUUCAACAAUUUGCUCAGUCUGGAUCAACGCGUCUUUGAAGCGUUGGUUAACCUGGAGAAACUCUAUAUCGAAGGUAAUCGCUUGCAUGCCUUCGGCUAUGAGAAAUUUGUCGCCGCACAUGAAUAUCUCAAGGAAUUCGGCAUGUUUGAGAAUGAGUGGGAAUACCGUUAUAUGCGCAAAAUGUACUCAUAUCUGCAAGAGCGUAAUAUUCAACUGCCAGUGCGUUUCGCUUCCAACAAUGGCAUUACCCUCGACACGACAUUGAACUCCAACUCGCCGUCGUCGCCCGAUAAAGCUGCAACACAUCAUCGUUAUGCAUCCACAGCCAGCUCAGUAAGUGAUUUUGUUGCUUCGAGUGACGGUCCAGCAGCGGCAAUGACUGAUAUCAGUGGCAUUCAUCCCUACUUCACGACGCGAGAUGUACUCACUUUGGUCAUUUUGUUGUUGGUGUUUCUGAUAUUGCUACUACAAUUGUUCAGUUUCCUGAAGGAGGAGGAGUGUCUACCAAAUUGUUGCAAUCGGAUAGCACGAAACGCUGGCGCAAACAAUCGUCGUCGGCUGCAGGAAGAUGAGGAGGACUCGGAGGUAUAAACUAGAAAAUGUUUGCUGUUUGUUGAGCGCCUGUGAAAAUUAGAGAAAUGUUAUGUAAAAUCAAUAGUUUGUGGUGAAUAAAUGAAAUGA